CGGCUCUAGCACUCAAAGCACAAAUCCAUUCCCACUAAAGAAGCACUUGGUGGGGUUACAUUUGGAAUCUAACAUUCAAGUUAUUGGCAAACCUUAUUGGCCAUUAAUUAAUGGUCAGUUUUUGCUUUGUUUAUGGCGUGUAUGAGGAGGGUCGGGCUUGGUAGUGACUUUGCUUAACAAAAAAAAUCUCUUCCUGAAGAGUUAAGUCAUUGAGUGUAGGAAUCGCAGAACCCGAGAGAGUGAGCUCGCAUCAGACUGCACCAAAACGCUAUGGACUUGAGGACACGGGAAUGAGAAAUCAAUGCAACAGAACUCCUGAAUUGUUCAGUUUUUCAUCCAUUGAUUUUAGUUUUUUUAGUUUUUAGUUUUUUUAGUUUCAAACGGAAGGGCAACAUUGAGCCUCAAGCAAGCAUGUGUUCCGCUUAAGUAGCCUAAUUAGUUCAUUUAAGUUAUUUUGCGGAAGUGUAGGCCUAUAUAAGUUUUUAUUUGUUGUAACUGUUUUAAUUAUUUAAUAUAUGCUUUGAUCAAUUCCAGCUUCAAACGAAAAGAAAUCGGGUAUCAUAUUUCUCAGUAUGUUUUCAUACGAAAUGAUCAUAACUUUCCUUGCUGUUGCCUGCCUCAUUGACAUACCCCGCUCAACAGCAGCGGCUUGUGAGCCUGUCCGGAUCCCGAUGUGCAGAUCGAUGCCGUGGAACAUGACGAAGAUGCCAAACCAUCUUCAUCACAGCACACAAGCGAACGCAGUCCUGGCCAUUGAGCAGUUCGAGGGGCUGCUGGGCACCCAGUGCAGCGAGGACCUGUUGUUCUUCCUGUGUGCGAUGUAUGCGCCUAUCUGUACUAUAGACUUCCAGCAUGAUCCGAUCAAGCCCUGCAAGUCCGUUUGCGAAAGAGCCAAGUGUGGCUGUGAACCCGUUAUGAAGAAAUACAACCACACAUGGCCGGAAAGCCUUGCCUGCGACGAGCUGCCAGUCUAUGACAGAGGUGUUUGUAUCUCACCGGAGGCUAUAGUCAAAGCUGAAGGACCGGAUAAUCCAUAUUUUCAAGACCUCUCAAAAUGUCCACCAGAGUCAUCCCCAGAUUUUCCUAUGGAUUCUCACAAUGUCAACUGCAAGGGCUUCAACAGUGAGCAAUGCAAAUGCAAGACAGUCAGACUUGGUCAGAAGACAUAUUUAAAGAAUAAUUACAAUUAUGUAAUUCGAGCUAAAGUUAAAGAAAUAAGAAUCCGGAAUCAUGAUUUGAGUGCGAUCGUGGAAGUCAAGGACGUCCUCAAAUCAUCACUGGUCAACAUUCCUCGUGAAACAGUAACACUUUACUACAAUUCAGGCUGCCUGUGCCCUCCCCUCACAGCCAACGAGGAGUACAUCAUCAUGGGCUAUGAGAACGAGGAACGCUCCAGGUUACUGCUUAUAGACGGGUCCGUUGCACAGAAGUGGAAGGACCGGGUUGGAAAGAAGUUUAAGCGGUGGGACCAAGCCCUCCGCAAUCAAAGCAGAGGAAGCGCAGGGAGAGGAAACCCAAAGAGAAGCCGUCACUGAACUGAAAACUGCGUCCGCGGGAAGCAGAGCUAACAAAACGUGGAGCCAAGAGAAACAAGUGAAAAAAUUGCACUAUUACACGUUCUUUUGUAUUGUGACAUUAACUGCAGUUUAGUUGAAUGUAGAUUAUAUAUUGUUAUUUUUUGGUUUUAAGUUUUGGCUUGCUUUUCAUUAGUUCACUUGCACAAAAUGAGCGCUUGUAUUCAUCGCACUGUAGGAAGUGUCGGACAAGCCUGUGGCUUUGGGCUCAUAGAGGGAGUGAGGGUUUUGUGUGAGUGAAUGCUACACAAAAGGUCUGAAGAGGAGGGCCGGAUGUUUAUUUAGCGGCCAUACACUGGCAAAGGUGGAUGUGUCCAUGAAACAAUAACAUUUUAUUCAGCUUUAUGCUUAUAAUGUAAAGACUUGAAAUUUAAGCAAGCUGUUCUGGUUGCAGCUCAAAUGUAUAUGCCCCGAAGACGACUAUCUUAACUUCAAAGGACAAGUUCUGAAGAUCGGAGGGAGGAAAGAAAAAAUAUGUUUUUGGCCAGAGUUACAGAGAACAAGUCAGAAUGUCUGAGGCUUGGCUUAAAUGGUAUCAAGGACUAAACAAAAUUAUAUUCUUACUGAAAAUGUUGACUUUAUAAGAGAUUUACACAAUUGCCAUUUUAAUGCAUAUUAUCUGUUUUAAACAUGGCAUUGUUUUGCUCAUGCUGUAUGUACAUUCAAUUGAAUGCAAUAGAUGUGACGUCUUAUUUGUCUGGCAACUGGCUUUGGGUCAAAGGGUUUUUUCCUGCUGAACUUUCCAUUCCUUUUUUUAAAUUGAUGUAUUGGUUCAUAGCACUUAUAAUGCUUGUAUAAAACAACUGAUGUGAGCCAUCAGUCAGUUCAGUAUGUAAACCUGUUAGACUUCAUUUCCUUUUAAAUGGCUUGUGUCAUUACUGAGGCAUGCUGCCUGCACUUCUGUCUCGAAAAGAGUAGUUUACAACAUCAGGGGAUAAGACAAAAAGUGACAAAUGUACAUCAGUUAAGUUAUUUGGUGCUCAUUCCAGCAUUCCAAAUUUGGUACAGUAUUCACAUGGUCAAUUAAAAGAGCUUCACUGAAAAGUUUUUAAUGCAUAUGUGGUUCUUUAAAAUGAAAGUUAUGUUCCAUUAGUAACCAUAGUUACCAUACUGUAUGUCUAUGUAACUAAAUAUACUCUUUUUAUUAGCUGCAGGUUCACAGUACUUUACAGUGAUAGAAGAUGCAUAUAUUUAAAAGAUACAAUAGGGGACUAAUACAAGCAAGGACACAAUAAAUAUUUUUUAGACAAGAAAGUGUAAAAAUUAGGUCAAGAAUAUAAGGAUACGUAUAUAAAACACUUCAAUGCAAUUCAAGAUGUGCUUAAAAAUUACUUGGAAAAAGGAGAUGAACAGUGCAGCCCUAAUAUGCUCAGGUAGUACCGUUCUGUAGUUUGAGCCUGGAUCUAAAAGAAAAUCUCCUUUUACAUUUGGGACACUUGAUAGGCCUGAGCUGUCUACUGGGUAAACAUGGGCUCGGCAACUGUGGUGUAUUUAGGGUCUGGUUAAUGUCUUUUAUCGCUAAAAUAAUCUCAAAAUGAGCUCUGGAAACUGCUCGGAGCCAAUGAAGAAAUGCCAAGAUUGAGAUAAUAUGGACUCUGACUCAAGGGUCUUAAAAGUCUAGCAGCAGCGAUUUGAGCCACGGCUGCGGUUGGUUGCCUGGGGCAUCUACAAUGAUACAUAGCAAUUAGUGUGCUUGUCCCUGCUUUCUUUUAUAUCACCCCUGGUAUUCUGAAGCCAGAAAAUGUCCUUUGUAUUGGUCUCAUCCAGAUAAGUAACUACCUAUUGACUGAUCUUUAAAUGGUCUGGUUUAAACCAUUUCCUGCUCUAGUACUCUGGAUGGAUGGUGUUAUGCUGAGAGUUACCCCUUUCAGAUGUAAGAUUACAAAUAUGUGACUAGAAAGUUCUUAACUGAACAUCCUUUUAUAAGAAUCGCUGCUGGUAACUCGAAGCAAUACAUUUCUAGAACACUGAUUUAAAACAUAUUCCAAAAAAACUACUCUUCAAAGCGUUAAUUUGAUGUUUCUUUCUUUGUACUUUUAUUGUUUUUCUCAAUCAAUUUGCUCCAGGGGGGAUUGUCUCCUGCAAGUCUAAUCAACUGCAGGUUGCUUUGGAUAAAAGCAUCAGCAAGAUAAUUGUAAUUAUUUAGCAAAACUUAUUUUGCAAGUACAUUUUAUUGUUUUCAGACAACUAUUUCCAGAAACAGUAGUGGCCUGCAACUUGUCUUUCGGCCAUGCAACACAGCAAAGCUCCUCUUAGAUUCCUUUCAUGACACCCUCAUCCCACAAGAAGACAGAUGUGAAGGACCCAAAAGUGACCAAGUCUGUGGUGGUUUGAGAGUGUCCAGCACUCACCACUCAUUGUGGUGUUCCUUCCAACUUACUCCCCAUUCCUGAACUUAACUAAGGAAUUUUCCUAUAGCUGGAGAUGGGAGGUCUUUGACCAUAUGAGAAUGCAGCACUGCUCCUGCUCAUGACAAGAGCAUUGAUAACUAACACAAUUAUUGAAAAGACAUGAAAUAUAUUUUGUGAUUUUCUUUGUAAUAGUGAUUCCAUGUGUAAAUAACUAUACAACUGCAAAUUGACAAGUUUGUAUAAUAACAUGUACUCAAGAUGUGAUGACUACACCUGCUUUUCAUAAAAUAAAACUUAUAGAAUUGCAA
Molecule: messenger RNA, 4233 nt
Organism: Conger conger (European conger)
Lineage: Eukaryota; Metazoa; Chordata; Actinopteri; Anguilliformes; Congridae
Gene: frzb
Product: frizzled related protein
Exons: 7
Coding region: 573-1535 (320 amino acids)
Biological process (GO): non-canonical Wnt signaling pathway; canonical Wnt signaling pathway
Cellular component (GO): cytoplasm
Molecular function (GO): Wnt-protein binding
Source: RefSeq, a predicted model, not a curated record